Linum trigynum is the source of this 6051-nucleotide messenger RNA. The record is from the annotation of a GenBank genome assembly. NCBI's taxonomy places the organism in Eukaryota, Viridiplantae, Streptophyta, Magnoliopsida, Malpighiales, Linaceae.
CACAACUUGAGAGCAAACGAAAAAAUCAGGGUUAUCUCCAAUAUACGAAUAGACUCGAUCAAAGUAAUAAGACGCAAAAUUAGACACUCCUUAUCUAUUAGUUCCAGUAGGUUGAAUAAAGAAUUCAAACAAUCAAUCAAUGAUUCCUCGUUUUAAGAUAGAAAUAGGUUAUGACAGUUGCAAAAACCAUAAACCUAAAGAUCCAAUAGCCACCACUCUCCGUUGUACAACCAAAUUUCUAUCUCAAGAGGCAUAUAUUCAACCAAAAAUUCAAUUUCUAAUCUUUCUUCUACAACUUCAGUUAUUGAUGAAUGCCAUUCUAUUCGCCAUGAAUUGAUAUCGGAGUUGAAAUCUUCUACUCGCCCAGCUUAAAAUCCCCAACAAUAAAACCGUAGUGCCAAGAGAUACCUGAAGAUGGAUUUUCAAUAAUAGUCUUGUACUGGGACGUGAAAGGCGCAAACUAUUGCACGAUGGAUGAAAUUUCGGAGGAAGUUAGAAAGAGAAAAGAACAAAGAUAAAAAAACACAAAAUUUAAAUUGAAAAAUGCGAGGAUACAACAGUAGUUACAUAAUUAGUUUCUUCCAUGUUGGCCAAUUACCCAUUUACCUUUAGCAAAAAUUAAGGAGAGAGCGGGAAUUUAAAAUUGAGAAAAUUACAUGAAACUCUACUAUGAAAAUAGAAGUAUCAAGCUCGAUAAAAAUACAUACGGUAGACUUAGCGAGCUUGCUAAUUAUGAUGAAAAAGUCCUCUGAUUUUCAGAGAUUAACUUUGUCUAUUUUUUGUAUAUAAAGGAUGCAAUAAAUUUGUUUAGUGUAACUGGUUGUGCUUGUUAUCUUUGUUUGAAGAGACCCGGGUUCAAAUCUUGAUAUUGCUAUUUUUAUAUGAAAUAAAUAAUAAAUGUGUAAAGACAAAAAUGACCUUCCUACUUUCACUCUCGUUGCAGGAAAUUUGAACACUCUCGUUGCAGGAAAUUUGAAAUGGAGAAAAGUACACAAAACUCUACCAUAUAUUAAUGGAGGAUGUAGAUUUACCAACAACAUUAUAUAUAAUAACCUCUCGUUAGCCUAUUUUUAUCGGUAAAUCUAGAUGUGCAAUGGAUUGUAUUAACACGAUUUUUAGUCGAGUGAAAGGUAUGCACCUGAAUACGUUGGACUGUGUCCCCAACGAAACUUUUAUGCUUCCAGCUUCCCUGAUGUAUGUUGCUGGCUCGGUUCUUAAACAAAGAAUACCUCCCUUCCCCGCCGGCUGCCACAAGUUUGCGGGCAAAAAGAAAUUCCGCUGCCGGGACUCGAACCCGGAGUUCCCGGAUGAGGAACGUUUGGUUUCUCAUUGAUUUUUACCAGCUACAGCGGAUUGUUGAUACAUUUUUGUAAUCAAGUAAUUAUAUUAUGAAAAAUCGUUAGCAUUUAUGUAUUAUUUUAUUUACACCGUACUUUCAUUUCGUUCCGCCAUAUUUACCGGCGGAUUAGAUCAAGUAAGCAAUUGUGAGCUUUCUCUAUCAUAAUUUGAGGUAAAAAAAAACACUUGGAAGAGAUUUGAGUAAAUGGACAUUAGAUUGGGAAAAUAUUAUGGACAAAAGUUGAAACAAAUCUUAUGAAAUGGGACUGUGGGAGAGUGUGGUAAUUGGAGGUUCUUCAGAGUUUAGAAAUUUAGGAGAAUGAUAUAUGAGUGAAGAAAAGCAAACAAAUAAAGAUUGCCAAUGGAUUCUAGUGGUGGGUAACGGUUGGGUUCGGUGGGUUUUGGUUUCAAAUUGAUCCAUACGCUUAUCUCAACUUUAUUUAAUUUUGACGUGUUAGUCAUCCACAUUUUUCUUCGAUUUGGAUGGAUGACGGAUGCGUGCGGUUGGUUUGUGGGUUAACUCGCAAAACAAUUCUCCAACUACGUACGGACUACCCAUUAAUUAAUUCAACAAAUCUGGUAAUUAAUUACUUAAUAAUCUCAAGUCAUUAAGAAAGUUUACAAAUUUGUUGAAUCAAUUUGUGGUUCCCUAGCUAGUGUUACCAAUCAGUUUUCCUACUAUCGAACCACAACCAAUUACCCUUGUGAAUUGAUUUCACCUUUUAAUUUCUCAAGAUUACUAUAGUUAGCGAGAAGUUUUGGGAAAUAAAAAAUGCAAAAGAAAUUACCCUGCCGAGACUCGAACCCGGAGCUCCCUUUUGAGGAAGGAUUAACAUCUCAAUUUAUAAGCUACAGCGGAUUGUUGUUACGAAUCGAUUGCGCAGUCAAGUACUUUUAUAUUAUUGUUUAAUCUCGCUUCUAUAAGCUACAGUAACACACUCUGCUCAUAUAAUGAGUUCACAAAAACAUAUUACAACUAUGUACCAGCUUCUAUUACUAUAUGUAUGUAGUAGUACUAUGAGAAAGGAGGAAAUAGAGAGGUUCUCAAAACAAGCAAUUGACACAUCUCGUCAAGUCUCGUAUUUUUUUUCCUAUAGUAAUAGUUGCAGAGCUCUCCUUUUUGUUAGAGCUUGUUACUGUGCAACCCACGUGGGUUGUCACGUGAGCUCUUUUAAGUCUGAACUGUGUCGUAUUUGUUGAUAGAGUUUGCUGUCCAGUAGAAGUACUUCUGGGCUGCUGAUUAGUCGUUGCUGCAUUAUAGGACUAGUGGGUUAGUGAGUUAGAUUAGUGGCCGGAUUUGGUGCAAGUUGUUGGGUCAUUGAUUGUACUUAAGACCUGUUUUCAUUCCAAUAAAAAAGGAUGAAGUUUGAUCGACAUUUUCAGUUUACAUUGUGGUAUCAGAGCCUCGGCAAAACCUAAAGAGAUUUCUGUCUUCGGUGGCGGUGGUCGCCUGUGGCCACCGCCCGCCUAUGUGUGUGAGAAGGAAAAGAGAGAAAUAAGUGAUGCUAGCGGUGGCAAUACGUAUCGGCUCGCAGCUCGUUGCUGAAGCAGAGAGCGAGACAAUAAAGUACAAGGCCAGGUAGACCUGUACGAGGAUGAAAGAUUGAGUUUCAGAGAAAGUGAGUUUGAACGAGAAUGAGGUAGAGAAAUGGAGAGAAGCUCAUUGAGAAGAUGGAGAAAAUCGAUCGGUCAUGAGCGUUGCCCUUGAUGACGACUCUGCCUACGAAUUCACGAUUCUGCAGUCAAAGCCCGGACAUGGAGGAAUCAAAUUCUUGAUUGGGCGGAGAUUCUGAUGGGAUGAUUAUUACGACGAAGGGAGUGCUUCCGCCAGUGGCUAAAAGAAGAAGACGAAGAUGAGAACUGACGUGACGUGAGCGAUCAAGAACCACAAUCGCAGUCGGAGUCUGAGUCCCAUUCGUUGCCAUCGUCUAUGUCGGAGGAUGGAGAUUUUUGGGGAGCCAGUGGAGCCUAAGUUCGAUCUUAUGAGAUGGAUGUUGCAGUGACACUACGGAUAAGAACAUUGAGGUUGUGACCGCCAGUAUUUCUGAAGACACCCGUGACAAAGGGAGGUAAAGGGAAAGGAGCAAGGUGGAGAUUGAAGCCUGAUUUGUUUGCUUGGAGGGCUUUUUAACAAAGGAUUGAAGCCUGAUUUGGGUGGAGAUUGAGUUGGGAGAAGAUGGUUUCAAGCUCACCGAAGCUUUGGUCUAACAAGGGAAGCUGCUAGUCCACAUAGCAGAGACUGUUAUUGAUUUGAGCUCGAUGGCGAUCAAACCACCCAUGUGGAAGCUAUACUCUGCGGUCUUAGUCGGGCGAGGUGCAAAAGGCUCACUUUGAAGGAAGAAGGUUUGGGAGGAGAGAAUUGGAAGGGCUAAUUGAUGGCAUGAACUGAUGAAUGAUUGGAGGAAGAUGGAUUUGGUGAAGUCAGAAUAGCAGCAUCUGACAAGUCUGUGAGGUAACUUUUGUUCUCCGAAUGUUUCUGUUUCUCAAAGAGCAUGACUAGGGAAAUGGAAAUGAAGAUGGUGGAGUUGCAGAACUAUAAGAUUUAGCUGAUGCAGUGAACUGAAGUUUGUUUCAGUAGGCUUUAGUUCAGGGGAGGAAAUUGCUCUUUUUGUGCAUGGUCAGCAACUCAAGAGCAGUUAUCCUGGAUAUGAUAGCUUUGUGAUUAUAGGAGGGAGAGCUAAACUAAGCCAUGGAUGGAAAGCAGUGGCGUGUUGAAUUCGACAGCAGAUCAACGAAGGAAGCAAUGAGAUAAUGGGCAGCAGCUUGUGGUUGCAGGAUGGGUAGUGUAUAUUCUUUUAUGCUGCUAUGAAAGUUGUGAGUGAGAUUGUAGCAUUGUUUCAAUUGGAGGCUUUCAAAGAAGUAUAUGAUGAGUAAUGAUGAUUGGAUUAAGUGAAUCCAUGGUUGUGCAGGCUGCUCGGGGAAUUGUUUAAGGAAAUGUCAGCUAGACAUACCUACAAGUGCAGUAGGUGGUAUAAUCUGUAAGUGAAGCAGGUUGGGUGUAAGUGUCAGCUAGACGUACCUACGAGUGAAGUAGGUGGUGUAACCUGUGAGUGAAGCAGGUUUGGUUUCAAUGUCAUUCGACGAUUAGGCAGCAGAGUGGCUGGUCCUUAUUUGGUGGGCGAAUGACUGGUUUAAAAGUACUCGGUUGCUAUGUCAUGCAACAAGUAACAAUUUGAGAGCGUGCAAAUUACUCUUUGAGUUGCAGUUCUCGCUUGUUGGCAGAUGACAGAGAAGGAGAGAUUUGAAAGGACAGGUCUAGAGAGUACUGUGAAGAAACCGAAAAUGAAAACAGUUGAGCAUGCCUUGCCAGGAAGAAGAUAGAAGAAAGUGAAGUUGAACUGAAGCCAAUCUCGUUGGAGGCUAGCAUAAAAUGAUUGAGUUGAUUGAAGGACUGCCACAAACUCUCAAGUUGCUGAAAGUUAUGCGGUUGCAAUUGAUUGAAGGUGUGAAGUUGUUGUUUAUGUGUGUCGAAUGGUGAUGCUGCAGAAAGUUAAAGCUCAUGAAAGUGGUAGAGAUGAGUUCUUUUUUUAAAAAGCAAGUUGGUUGGAAUGAAAUGGGCUUGAAGGUGACAACAGUUCAAGCAUCAAGAUGUUCACAGCUCUAGUUUGUUAUCAAUGAAGAGUUUAUGGUGUUGGAGUGUCCUGAGAUAGAAGAUCAAUUGAGUAAAGCUAUGAAGACGAUGAUGUUUGUUUAAAUGAGUGGAAUACAUGGAGUGUGUGAAGUUUCAAAAGUUGUUGCUGCAAGCAUUUGAGUUUGCUGUGGAUUGCAGAGCUGUUGCUGCUUUGGAGUAAACUCAGUUUAGGAGGGGCUUAGUGUUAGAAUAUUAUCAGUUGGCUGGAAAGGGGUCCUCACUGCUCAACCAGACCUUGUUGCUGCUAUUUUAGAGUGAAGUUGCUGCUGUAUUUAAGUAAACCGGGGAAAGUUGCUACUGGUUUCAUGUCUACAUGGGUGAGGCUAUGUUUCCACAGGGUGCUGAUGCAUACAUCGAGGGUCUAGUUCCAGUUAUACCGAUAGCAGAUGGCUUGGUUAAGAAGUGGUGAAGCUCAACUAUUGUGGCGGUAAAGACGAAGUUGCAGACAUUGUGACAAAAGCAGUGAAGUUGGAGAUAUUUGAGAAGCUUAUUUGGUGGAACCAAGUCUGAAGUGUGAAGAUGCUACUGUUGAAUUAUGCUGCUAUUUGCUGGUGUGAUUUUUUUCAGAACAUGGUUGCCCGCUGAGUUUAUGUUUGUUAUGGAAGUUCCUUUUUAAACUGAAACGUUUGAAACGUUUUCAGUUUAGGGGAGGAUUUGUUAGAGCUUGUUACUGUGCAACCCACGUGGUUUGUCACGUGAGCUCUUUUAAGUCUGGACUGUGUCGUAUUUGUUGAUAGAGUUUGCUGUCCAGUAGAAGUACUUCUGGGCUGCUGAUUAGUCGUUGCUGCAUUAUAGGACUAGUGGGUUAGUGAGUUAGAUUAGUGGCCGGAUUUGGUGCAAGUUGUUGGGUCAUUGAUUGUACUUAAGACCUGUUUUCAUUCCAAUAAAAAAGGAUGAAGUUUGAUCGACAUUUUCAGUUUACACUUUUGUGAUUGAUUUUCCAUAGAAAUAGAGUAGCUUAGUUGUGGAGCUCUCAACAAAAUUUUAUAUAACUACGUAUAAUUUGGUUCAGAUCUCAUCUUAUCAAACACUCUUGUUCAAAUUGUAUGAACCAUGAUUUGUAAUAAAAUUGAGCAUAGAUU